Daldinia caldariorum is the source of this 990-nucleotide messenger RNA. RefSeq names its product lipase. The transcript has a single exon. The record is from RefSeq and is a predicted model, not a curated record. Gene Ontology annotation, molecular function: hydrolase activity. Lineage: Eukaryota; Fungi; Ascomycota; Sordariomycetes; Xylariales; Hypoxylaceae. The coding region runs from base 1 to 990 and encodes 329 amino acids.
AUGCACAAGAUUUUGGCGGGGCCAGCUGACCGCUUGCCAAGACCUCCUUAUGACGCUGAGAUAAACGCGAUAUUCAAAGCUCUAGAUAGUACGCCUGAGUUCUAUGAGGUCGAGAAACUAAGGAAGGACACGGCAGCAAGGAUUCAGCCCCUCACGAAGGCUCUACUUACCGACAAGAGUGUCAAAAUCGAGGACGUCACAAUCCCUGGGCCUCGAAGGGAUCUAACGGUGUCAGUUGUACGACCAGCGGCGGCAACGGGUGAUCAACAUCCAUGUAUAUUCUACAUCCAUGGUGGCGCUUUAGUCGCAGCAGAUCGCUUCGCGGGAUUGGAUACUAGUGUCGUAUGGGCCAGGGAAUUCAAUGCCAUCGCCAUCAGUGUGGAGUACGGACGUGCGCCCGAGAAUACCGGAACACAGCCUGCAGAAGACUGCUACGCGGCGCUAUUAUGGGCUGGUAAGCACCUCUCGGAAUUGAGAAUUGACCCUAGCCGCCUGCUGCUGUACGGCACGUCAGCUGGGGGCGGGUUGGCUGCAGCAACAGCAUUGAUGGCACGUGAUAAAGGUGGCCCAAAACUAUGUGGCCUUGUCCUUGAGUGUCCCAUGCUGGACGAUAGGAACGAAAAGGUCUCGUCCCAACAGUUCUCUACUGGCCCAUUUUUCAACUCGACUUUAAACAGGUUUGCCUGGCGCUGCCUCCUUGGGGAGCGCGUUGGGAGCAGCUCUGUCUCCGAGUAUGAAGCGCCCGCUCGAGGGCAGGACCUCUCGGGGUUACCACCGACAUAUCUUGACUGUGCGUCUGCUGAACCCUUCCGGGAUGAAAUCGUGGCUUUCGCCUCUAAAUUAUGGGAAGGGGGGGUCCAAGCAGAGCUUCAUGUGUGGCCUGGUGGCCCCCACGGAUACGAAAGAAUAGUUCCUACGGCGCCCUUUGCCAAAAUGGCGAGGCAGACCAGGCUGGCCUGGAUUCGUCGAACUUUCUUUCAAACAGCCUAA